Prunus armeniaca (apricot) is the source of this 219-nucleotide messenger RNA. NCBI's taxonomy places the organism in Eukaryota, Viridiplantae, Streptophyta, Magnoliopsida, Rosales, Rosaceae. The record is from the annotation of a GenBank genome assembly.
AUGGAUGAAAACCAGAGAAAUCAUGAUAGUAGAGCUCCAAUCAACACACAAGCUCCGAAAGGAGUUCAGAGGAAAGCAAGAGAAAUAGGAGUGGUUAACCCAGGUGUUCUGGUGGCGUGUGUAAGCCAAUCCGGAGAUGGAAGCAGUGGUAUGCCCUAUGUCACACAACCACCAACCAGUACAAAUCAAGAAGCUUUGGAAAAUGAGCUGACGCAAUAA